This is a messenger RNA of Dictyostelium discoideum AX4, 2010 nucleotides long. RefSeq lists its product as hypothetical. The transcript is spliced from 2 exons. Gene Ontology annotation, cellular component: nucleus. The record is from RefSeq and is a predicted model, not a curated record. NCBI's taxonomy places the organism in Eukaryota, Evosea, Eumycetozoa, Dictyosteliales, Dictyosteliaceae. Gene Ontology annotation, molecular function: U3 snoRNA binding. The coding region runs from base 1 to 2010 and encodes 669 amino acids.
AUGGAUAGUUUUUUUAUAAAACCAGGAACAGCUCAUACACUUUCAUCAAACAGAGCAGGUGCUAAAAAUGUAGUUGAUACAAGAAUAAAUUCUAGACCAUCAUCAAAUCGUGGUGGUAGAGGUGGAGGUAUGUCAUCAUCUCGUGGUGGUGGUGGUAGAGGUGGUAGAGGUGGAUUCAUGUCAUCAUCUCGUGGUGGUGGUAGAGGUGGAUCUAUGUCAUCAUCUCGUGGUGGUGGUAGAGGCGGAGCUAUGUCAUCAUCCCGUGGUGGUGGUAAAUUCAGAGAAAGAGAAUCAGCAACAAAUGACACAACAAAUAAAUAUAGAGAUAGUAAAAAUAAUUAUAAAAGAAAAUUAUCAACAGAAAAAGAUGAUUAUUAUGAUUCAGAUGAUAAUCAAGAUGAUGAAGAUAAUGAAAAACCAUCUGAUGAAGAAUCAGAUGAUAAUAAUAAUAAUAUUAAAAAUAAUUUCAAAAAUAAUAUAGCAGUUAAAAAGAAUAUAAAUAAAUAUAAAAAUAUAGAUUCUGAUGAUCAAUCAGACGAUGAUGAUGAUGAUGAUAAUAAUAAUGGAGAAAUUGAAGAAUUUCAUUCAGGUGAUGAGGAUAGAUUUAAUAGUGAAAAUGAUUCAGAAGAAGAUAAAUCAUCAAUUAAAAAGAGAUUAAAAUUAUCAGUUGUUCAAGAAGAUGAAACUACUGAUGAAAGACGUCUUAGAUUAGCAAAUGAAUAUUUAGAGAAAAUUAGAAAAACUAAACAAGAUUUAGAUUUAAAUGAUGCAGUUAAAGAUGAUUUAGAUAAAUCUUCUGGAAGAUAUCAAUAUUCAUAUCGUCAACAAGUUUCAAAUAUUAAAUUCAUUGAAAACUCUUCAAAUAUAACAAUACUCAAAGGUCAUUCUUCACCAAUUACUUGUAUAGUUUUAUCUGAUGAUCAAUCAAUUGCAUAUUCAGCAUCACGUGAUAUAAUUAUAAAAUGGGAUUUAAUAAAUAAAAUUAAAUUAAAUAAAAUUAAAGGAUUUAUACCAUCAAAAAAGAAUAGAAUUGAAUUAGAAAGUUUAGGUAAAGAUGGUAAAGAAGAAUUAAAGAAAAAGAGUUAUCAAGGUAAAAUUUUAUCAAUGGCAUUAAGUUUUGAUGGUAAAUAUUUGGUUACUGGUGGUGAAGAGAAAUUAAUUAAAGUUUGGGAUACAGAGAGUAUGCAAGUGGUUGAAACAUUUAAAGGACAUAAAGAUGUUAUAUCGGCAUUAACAUUUAGAAAAGGUACUUAUACACUUUAUAGUGGUUCAAAUGAUCGUACCAUAAAGAUUUGGGAUUUAUCACAAAUGGCAUUCGUCGACACUCGUUAUGGCCAUCAAUCACCAAUCACAGCAAUGGAUUCAUUAUCACGUGAACGUUGUAUCUCUGUUUCAACUGAUAAAACCGUUAGAGUUUGGAAAAUCCCUGAAGAGUCACAAUUGAUCUUUAGAGGUCAUACUCAUUCUGUAGAUUGUUGUGUUUUAGUGGCUGAAGAUAAAUUUUUAACUGGUUCACAAGAAGGUUCUAUUGCUUUGUGGAAUGUAAAUAAAAAGAAUGCAACUUUCAUAAAGAAUAAUGCUCAUCCUGUUAAUAGUGGUGGUAAUAGUGGGACUGAUUCUUUUUCAUGGAUUUCAAGUGUUUCAGCCAUUCCAAACUCUGAUAUGGCAGCUUCUGGAAGUUGUGAUGGUUCCAUUCGUCUUUGGUCAAUUAUGGGUGGUGAUAAACUCAAAGAAAUUAAUCAAAUCCCUGCUAUUGGUUUCGUUAAUGAUUUAAAAUUCGCUCAUGAUUGUUCUUUCUUAUUAGCUGCCGUCUCUAAAGAACAUAAAUUUGGAAGAUGGAAGAAAAUUGGUUCCGCUAAAAAUUCACUUUUAUUAAUUAAUUUAAAAGAACAAGUUAAUCCAAAUGAUUUAUUACAACAAGAAGAACAAGUUGAAAUUGAACUUAAUAAUAAUAUAGAAAAUCAAGAUGAAGAUGAAGAAGAUGAAGAAGAAGAAGAAGAAGAAAAUUAA